ACAACAUCCCCCAACGGAAGUGGUUCAAGGAAUUAAUCGAGAAAAACGGCGGUACUAUACGGCUGCUGGAGAAGGAUGCAGAUAUCAGAUUGGUUGAUCAUAAGAGAAAAAACUUACCCUCUGACACGUACUCUUUUAAAUAUGUCGAAGACUCACACCGCCUGGGGAAGCUGCAGAAUCUAGAGAAUUAUAGAGCCGGGCCUUCUGAAGCACGGCCUGUAGGGGCUACCAACAUUCCCACCAGAGGCCAUAAGAUCCCCUAUACUCUCGAAGAUGACCAGUUGCUCUGGGAUUGGAUGCAACCCCACGAGAGAAACCCUAAGGCUUCCAUUAGAGGCAACAAGAUCUAUCAAGAGCUAGCCGAGAAGCAUCCAAGGCACACGUAUCAAUCAUAUCGAGAUCGGUACCUCAAAAGGCUCAAGGGACAUCCACGUCCUGGUGGUAUGCCAGAAUCAACUGAUCAACCUGCGCCUGAUGGGCCCUCCAAUUUAGCUACUCGCCUGGUCCAGUCUGAGCCUCGAGGAGGGUCUGCACAAGGGGUUGAGCCUACUGCCAUGCAAGCAAAUGACAAGAAAAGGAAACGGGCUUCGGAGGAUACUCCUGGGGAAGGCAAUAUAGACAGUACUAAUAAGCCAAGUUUGAAGAAAAGAGUCACCGAAGUCAAUAUCGACCUUCCAGACCCUUUCAUCUCCGGACCUCAAACGAAACUGGCUGCAGUACCACAUUCAGCGACAGCAUCCAACGGUCAGCGACCAACUCCUGGGGCAAAAGAGGCGAGAGAACGCGGGGCCACUGAAGGAUCGAAAGCUCCAGCCAAGGAGCCACGCCAGCCUUCGCAGCCAGACCCCCUGUUUCUAGAGCUGCCAUUUUUGCCUUCUGACGAUGAGCCUGAAGAGGAAGAUAUGGAGCAGGAUAUCGACGCAUGGAUCGACGAGCGACUUCUUAAUGGAAAGGCUCAGCAUGAAGAACAAAUACACCUGGCACUGCGGUGCACCAGCAUGGAUCCAGAUUUAGCUGACAGGGUCCUGGCUAUCCUAGUAGAAGGGAAACCUAUACCGGAUGAUAUGCCUGGUGUUUGGACACCUGAAGAUGACAAAUGCAUAGAAGGAAACGAGACUCGAGGCAUCCAACGAGUCAUGGAGAAGCAUGGUACGGAGGCCUUCAACAAUCGCUGGGAGUACCUCAGCAUGGUCAGAGAGGCCGGUCUUUUAGAUACCCUUUGAAUAGGACUGCCGCAAUUUCAAUGUUCCAGAACCGCGAACUAAUGAUAAUGUACAUGGAUUUUAAGACGCUAAAUAGAGACACAAACAUAAAAAUCCGGGAAACAAUUGAUAUCCAAAGAGAAAUGGUGCGAAUGAGUUCGCGAAGACCUGGAGCAGCUGGCGCAUUCCCGUUGUAUUCCGGUGUUAAUUCCCUUCAAACAGGAGGACUCUAAGGAAAGUCCAUGUCGAGACUAGCCCAGGCCAUUGUCUUACACUUAGGUUAUCUGGAACCAGUAUGUGAAACUUCAAAAACGCCCUAUAUGCUUGCUCCUUCAACACUAGUCUGCAAUUGCGCCUGUCGUAAAUUAGACGAUGAUAAAUAAAGAACCCGAACUUUAACAAAUAGAGGUUUAGCCCUCCUUAAAGACCCU
This is a messenger RNA of Aspergillus phoenicis ATCC 13157, 1633 nucleotides long. Lineage: Eukaryota; Fungi; Ascomycota; Eurotiomycetes; Eurotiales; Aspergillaceae. The record is from the annotation of a GenBank genome assembly.